UCUUGUUGUUGAUUCGAGCGGCAGGGAGCGGUGGAGCUGGGGGGCUCGGUGUCACCAGCCCCCCGGCUGGGCAGGCAGAGCCGGGCUCUGUCCACAGAAGCUGCUGGCAGAAAGGAGCUCCAGGGACCGUGGUGGUAACAUGAAACCAACAUGGCUGACUUGCUUCUCGCAGCCUGCUCCCUCUUGGUUGUGCGAGGUUGGCUCCAUAUUCCAGUGACUGUUCGACAGAAAGAACUUGGAUGACUUCUUCAAGAUCAUCCUAAGGAAGCAAAUUGCAAGAAUUUCUUAGCUGUUCGCUAUCCAUCAAUUGCCAAGCUACCCCUCCCAGCCCAUGUGGCUCUCCCCAUGCUCCAAGAGUGCAACUGGUGCCCAACGCAAUGUGUGUUUGUCAAACCAUGGAAGUGGGCAAGUAUGGCAAGAAUGCCACUCAAUCUGGAGACCGAGGGGUCCUGCUGGAGCCUUUCAUUCACCAGGUUGGCGGCCACAGCAGCAUGAUGCGCUAUGAUGACCAUACUGUCUGCAAGCCUUUAAUUACCAGAGAACAGCGCUUCUAUGAAUCUCUGCCCCCAGAAAUGAAGGAGUUCACACCUGAGUACAAAGGUGUGGUGUCUGUCUGUUUUGAGGGAGACAGUGAUGGCUACAUUAACCUGGUGGCAUAUCCUUAUGUGGAGAAUGAGGCUUUGGAACAGGAUGAUAUGCCAGAGAGGGACCAGCCACGACGCAAGCACUCGCGUCGGAGCCUUCAUAGAUCAGGCAGCGGCACUGAGCACAAGGAGGAAAAACCUGGCCUGGCCAGUGAUGGCACUGAAAGCAGCAUCCAGGAAAUGAAGAGUCCCAGAGUAGACUUGCACAUCCAUUCAGAUGUUCCAUUCCAGAUGUUGGAUGGAAACAGUGGUCUGAGUUCUGAAAAGAUCAGCUACAACCCCUGGAGCCUGCGCUGUCACAAGCAGCAGCUGAGCCGCAUGCGAUCGGAGUCCAAGGACCGAAAACUCUAUAAGUUCCUUUUGCUGGAGAAUGUGGUGCAUCAUUUCAGGUUUCCCUGUGUACUUGAUCUGAAGAUGGGGACCAGACAGCAUGGAGAUGAUGCCUCUGAGGAGAAGGCUGCUCGGCAGAUGAAGAAGUGUGAACAGAGUACUUCUGCCACCUUGGGUGUACGCGUGUGUGGGAUGCAGGUCUAUCAGCUGGACACAGGGCAUUACUUAUGCAGGAAUAAAUACUAUGGACGCGGUCUUUCCAUCGAGGGCUUCCGCAAUGCCCUCUACCAGUAUCUCCACAAUGGCCUAGAGCUGCGUAAGGACCUCUUUGAACCUGUCCUCACCAAACUCCGAAGUCUGAAAGCAGUUUUGGAGAGACAGGCCUCCUACCGCUUCUACUCCAGCUCCCUUCUCAUCAUUUAUGAUGGGAAAGACAGCAGGGCAGGGAUGUUUGUGGAGCGCCGGGCAGAGAUGCGCCUGAAGCGGGUAGACAGCUCUGUCCCUGAGAGCCUUCAGGAUAGCAGCAGCACAGAGUCCAGCUCCUCGGCCCAGCCCAAGGUGGAUGUGCGUAUGAUUGACUUUGCGCAUAGCACGUUCAAAGGCUUUCGUGAUGACCCUACUGUGCAUGAUGGACCGGAUAUGGGUUAUGUAUUUGGGCUGGAAAGCCUCAUCAACAUCAUGGAACGGAUGCGCGAGGAAAACCAGUAGCUUUGGGCUACGAUCUCUCAUUCUUGUCCUGGUGCAGGAGCAAAUAAGACCAACUAGUACCACAGGAAAAAGCAGAUAACUUUGGUUUUAAACAAUUGUAUUGCUCCAUUGUUUUUAAAUGUACUUCAGUAGAAGAGCUAAGGGGAGGCAGGAUGGAAGAGCUCCUCAUGCCUACCAGAUGGCUUUGACCACGCUAGCUCUGCCUUCUGGAGGAGACUCUGUAGACACCUGCUGGGCAUUGGGCGUCUUGGGGCUUUGCUCAUCGCGUGUGUGUUCUGGAGGGAGGGACCUGGACAUAGGGAAGAGAAAGCAGGAGAGAGCAGGGCUCUUCAGGGGGCUGGAGAAGAGGGUUGGAGCUCUGGCUUGGGGAGCCUCUUGCCUCAGGAGCCCCCAGGAGAACCUGUAGCUUGAAAUUCUCCUGAGUGAUCUAGAAAGGGUGCUUGAGUAAAAGCCAGCAGCAUUUGUGGGGCUGACAGUGAGCAGCACACUUGUGCUGGUCUCUGUGUUAGUGUUUGUCGCUAGCUCUGCCCUGGGUAUUGCCAACCAGGGGCUUUGCUUCUGAUGCUGCAUUUUUCUCAUGUUUGGGUACUGUGAAUGAUCAACCCAAGCUUAGAAAUAAAAUGACCAAAUGCAACCUGUGGCAGAGCUGUGGCAGAGAGAAAGUGCCACACGCUUUGAGUUGUGCUCGAGCCUGGGGCCUGCUCACCUCUCCUGCCAUCCUGUGCAACUUCAGUGGACAGAGUGGCAUGGGCAGACCCUGCGUACAGGCAAGCACGGGGGCUCUGCGAGUGUAACUCUGCCUUGGACCACUGACCAAGCAAGAACUCGGCUCAUGGUCUAGCAAUAGUAUCUGUAGCAAGUUAAUGUGACCCCAACAGUGCAGUGGGGCAUUUUGGACCAUUUCAGUCUUUCCCUUUGUGUAAUUUUGGUCCCGCGGAGUGUAGGCAAGUGUCUCCCAAGUGACACAGAGCUGAGGUACUGCAGCUGAAACUGUCCUCUUCCUGAAUCUGGCCUUCUGCCAUACAGCCUCUGCUCUUCUGACAAGUCCUUGCACUGGGGAUGGUGAAAGAGAAGGCUGAGGGUUAGGGCUGGACCCCCCGUUCCUGCCUCUGAGAUUGUGCAGUGGGGUGGAUAAGCAAGGGGGACCUUGGCUGAGUGGUGAUUGUUGUCUCUUGACUGCUUGAGCUUCACUGAAGUCAGUCCAAAAUAAUCCCUUUGUGGAUGGAAGAGCUAACCAGCUGGGGCAUGCGUUGCUGCCCGGCCUAGCUCCCAUAGCUGGUGCUUUACUCACCGGCUUCCCUUGACAAGGGCAUUAAUGUUUGAUACCCUGGCCUGGUUGUACUGAGGUUAGUUGUGCCCCACGUCUGCAUUACCCAAGUGUGUUUCUGUGCUGGUACUCCCUCGUUGCCCCUUCUGUGGUGUCAUUCUGGCUUGUUCUGUAACCUUACAGUAACCAGCUAAGAAACUCUUUAUUUGGAUAUCUGCAAAGGCAGGAUUUUUUUUAGUCAGGAAAGCAUCUUUUGGAAAAUACUUGCCCUGCAUGUAGCAUGCACAAAGGCUUUUUAUGUGGGCAGUCUGCUUGGAAAGUGUUUGUGCUCAAGUCACCACCAUUUGUAACUGCUGCAGCAGGUGGUGGUGUGAGGCACUGGAUGUGGAAGGAGGCAGGGGGAGUGCUAGGUUUUGUCCUAAAACAUACCUCUGCCUGUCUCCUGGCUGUAUGAAAGCUGCUGCUCCCCUGCAGCCUUCUAGGUGAGGACGCUCACUCGUGCCACUCUUCCCUUUGCUAGAUAACUUCCUCAUUACUUCUGUGAGUAGCUGCACAGCAAGGCAGAGCUCCUACAACUUUCAGGAAGAAGGUUUGUAAGAGGGAGUGAAGUUGUUUGAACAGCUGGAAUAGAAGAUGCCACCAGAAGAGCCACGGUAAUGUCCUUGGCUCUGUCUGACCCUAGUGUGAUGAGAGGGCAACUUCAUGCAUUGCAGCCAUCCAUGUUAUGUCCUCACCUCUUGCGGGUUUUGCUUUGGGAAAGGCGGGUUGAGCAGGGCAUUCCCUCCUGAGGGAGCAUCUCCACGUAGUGCAAAUACUGAUUUUCAGCAUUCCCUUUUGACACUUAGUGCAGUGAUGUUUUCUCUUGUUGUCAAGGCUCACCCCUCCCUCAUGGCAGUCCUACCACUGAAACUGUAACUGUGCUCCUUCCUUUGGCUUCUGGGUGUAUCUUGGGUUUAGUUCAGUGUCACAUCCCUUCCCCGUGCCCCCCUCAGCAUGUUCUCCACAUUCAGAUUGAAGAAGCCAGGCUGGACGGUAAGGGAAUGUGUGUUUUCUGGGCACAAGCAUCUUUGGUAGGGGUGAGAUGUGAAGGGACACAGCAUGCUUCCUGUGCUCCUUUGGAGCCACCUUUCAAAUUCCCUUUGGACCAUUGAGAUGAGAGUUCCACAGCUUGUAAAUAGCCUUGAAAACACUUUGUUUUUACAUGAAUAAUCACCCUUGUUUGUGUUUCACGAAGAACCAAAAAAAAAAAAAAAAAAAAAAAAAAAAAUUAAAGGAUCUGGUUUUGUCCGUGUUGUGGCAUUACUGCAUUUCCACGUGGUGUGAUCAUAAAGCACAGCCUUCUUUGGUAGCAAUAAGUCCUCCAAGCUUCCAGGCAGGAGGACGUACUUGAAUGGCCUCUGGACCUUGCUUUCCACACUGUCUUUUGAGAGGUCUUGGGCUGGAUGAUAGUUCUGCAGGUGGUUUAAACUUAGGUGCUUGUGUUUGUUGUCUGGUUUAGCGUACAGUUACCUGUUUAGCUUCCACUUGUAGGUAAUCGCAGUCAUUGCACUCCUUGUUUGGGCAGGAGAAGCUGGCAUAAGGCAUAGCCCAGGAAGAGCUGAGGAGAGCAAUGAAACAGUGUUACAGAAGUUGGCAAGUCUGUCUCUUUUUUUUUUUUCUUGGCGUUGAGAACAGCCAUGGAGCUGGUGGUACAGCCCACCUCUGGGUGAGAAAUGGCCAUUUCGCAGUGCUGGGGCAACUGCUCUUCUGCAAUAAAGCACAGAUGAACUCA
This is a messenger RNA of Rhea pennata, 4720 nucleotides long. It is a transcript of the gene IP6K1, whose product is annotated as inositol hexakisphosphate kinase 1. The transcript is spliced from 8 exons. Gene Ontology annotation, biological process: inositol phosphate biosynthetic process; phosphatidylinositol phosphate biosynthetic process. Gene Ontology annotation, cellular component: cytoplasm; nucleus. Bases 378 to 1682 code for a protein of 434 amino acids. NCBI's taxonomy places the organism in Eukaryota, Metazoa, Chordata, Aves, Rheiformes, Rheidae. Gene Ontology annotation, molecular function: inositol hexakisphosphate kinase activity. The record is from RefSeq and is a predicted model, not a curated record.